AUGCCUGAACUCAAGGGUCGAGCGCUUUUGCUCACUGUUAAUCUUCUUACCUCCCUCGGGUUCAUGUUGAUUGGGUACGACAAUGGACUCAUGGGCGGUCUGGUCGGUGCGCCGGCGUUCAGGAAGACGUUUGAUAAUCCGUCGUCGGACAUGAUUGGAACUAUUGUUGCUAUUUUUGAGAUUGGUUGCUUUGUCGGAGCCAUGGCCACAGCUUUCUUCGGAGAGAACCUUGGUCGCCGCAAGAGUGUCGCCAUCGGAGCCGUAAUCAGUAUGAUCGGCGCCCUUCUACAAGCCACCGCAUUUGGCCGAGCCCAUCUCAUUGUCGGCCGCAUCGUCUCUGGAGUCGGACUCGGUAUAAUAAACUCUACGGUGCCCGUCAUGCAAGCCGAGUUCAGUCCGAAGACCAGCCGCGGUGUUUACGUCUGCGCACAACUUUCCACUUUGAACUUUGGUAUUUUCCUCGUAUACUGGAUCGACUACGGUUUUGUCAACCACACCUCGAGCUAUGCUUGGAGAAUUCCGACCAUCCUUCAAUGCAUUAUUCUGUUCAGCAUUCUCUUCCUUACAACAGUCAUCCCCGAGACACCUCGAUGGCUCGCGUCACACGAUCGCUCAGAAGAGUGUCUGUCGGUGUUGGCACGCAUCCAAGGUACCAGCGAAAACGACGCUGUAGUCCAGAGACUCCACCAAACCAUUACUGAAACCGUUGCCUACGAGGCGUCGCGACAAGCUGGCUGGAAGGAUAUCUUCAGGAGCGACCCUAUCAAGUCGAGGAGGCGUUUCUUGAUUGCUUGUGCUAUUCAGAUGUUCCAGCAACUCGGUGGUAUCAACGCUAUCAUCUACUACUCUGGCACUCUCUUUGAGAAGAGCAUCGGAUUCGACACUCACAUGUCCGCCCUCAUGAGUGGUUUCCUGCAAACCUGGUUCUUCGUCGCAUCCUUCAUCCCCUGGUUCCUAAUUGACAGGAUCGGCAGACGCCCGCUCCUGCUAUCCAUGAUCAGCGUCAUGGCGGCCGUCAUGGCAGUACAAGCUGCUCUUAUCUACCAGGUGCAAUUCAAGACUGCCUCGGCUCAUGGUGCGGGUAUCGCUGCAGCUGCCAUGCUAUUCAUCUUCCAGGGAGCGUUCACCAUUGGUUUCCAAGCCACCGUUUGGGUGUACCCAUCUGAAAUCCUUCCCCUCCGCCUACGUCAGCGUGGUUCAGCUAUUUCGACGGCAGCGAACUGGAUUUGCAACUACAUCAUUGUGCAAAUCACACCCCACGCUAUCAGCAACAUCGGAUGGCGCACAUACAUCAUCUUCGCCGUCCUCAACGCUCUCUGGGUCCCCAUCAUCUACCUGUUCUUCCCUGAGACCAGGGGCUUGGAACUCGAAGACGUUGACCGUCUUUUUUCUCACGGGGAGAGCCACUCCGAGUUGCUGGAGAAGAGCAACGAUACGGAGCGAGUGGAGAAGAUAUCGGAUGUGAAGGAAGUAGAGCUAUGA
Molecule: messenger RNA, 1482 nt
Organism: Bipolaris zeicola 26-R-13
Lineage: Eukaryota; Fungi; Ascomycota; Dothideomycetes; Pleosporales; Pleosporaceae
Exons: 5
Coding region: 1-1482 (493 amino acids)
Biological process (GO): transmembrane transport; carbohydrate transport
Cellular component (GO): membrane
Molecular function (GO): carbohydrate:proton symporter activity
Source: RefSeq, a predicted model, not a curated record